Neolamprologus brichardi is the source of this 2690-nucleotide messenger RNA. The record is from RefSeq and is a predicted model, not a curated record. Lineage: Eukaryota; Metazoa; Chordata; Actinopteri; Cichliformes; Cichlidae.
AUGGCUGAUGUAACUCACAUUGAUUCUAUAUUUGUUUCAGGCUUUGUUGCCAUGGUGAUAGCGGCAUGUGUUGUGAACUUCCAUCGGGCUGUUGGGCUGCUGGUCAUCUCCUUGGUAACCAUUUUUUUCCUGGUCUGGGAUUGGAUGAUGGAACGAUAUGGUGAGCAAGUGUGGGAGGCUCUUGCUCCUAUCAGAGACCUUCUCAGCAGGAACUGGUGUGGGAUCAGAUGGAUAAUAUAUAUGUCAGUGCUCGUAGCCGUGGUGUGCUGGCUUGCUCUGGACACGGCCCAGCGGGGGACUAGACAGCUGGUAUCUUUCUUCGGCUUGCUGCUGUUCGUCUUCUUAACACUCCUGUUCUCCAAACACCCCUUCAGGUGGUCUUGGCAAACGCUGUUUUUUGGGACUGGGCUGCAGUUUAUCUUUGGUCUUCUCAUUCUCAGGACCACUUUUGGUUUAGGUGCACUGCGGUGGCUUGGAAACAAAGCAGAGGAGUUUAUGUCCUUCGCAGAUACCGGAUCAAAGUUUGUGUUUGGUGAAAGUUACACGGACCACUUCUUUGCCUUUAGGGUGAUGCCAAUACUUGUAUUUUUAAGCUCUGUCAUCUCCAUGCUCUACUACAUUGGCUUCAUGGCCUGGCUCAUUUGUAAGAUUGGAUUCAUAAUGCAGGUUACCAUGGGAACAUCUCCAGCAGAAUCAAUGGCUGCAGCUGGAAAUAUAUUCCUUGGACACACCGACUCACCUCUCCUGAUUCGUCCAUAUAUCAGUGAGCUAACUCUCUCAGAGAUCCAUGCUGUGAUGACAGGGGGUUUUGCCAGCAUCUCUGGUACCAUUUUGGGAGCCUUCAUCUCCUUUGGGGUUGAUGCAACGCACUUGUUGACAGCAACAGUAAUGUCUGCUCCAGCUUCUCUGGCCAUUGCCAAGAUGUUCUGGCCUGAAACUACAGUUUCAAGGUCCAAUCGACCAGUCAAAAUGGACAAGGGUGAAAGCAAGAAUUUGUUGGAGGCGGCAUCCCUUGGUGCAUCUCGUGCAAUCGCACUAGUGGCCAGCGUUUUAGCCAACAUCAUUGCCUUCAUGGCCCUGCUGGCCUUUUUUGAUGCUGUCCUCUCCUGGCUGGGAGGGAUGUUCGACUAUCCACAGCUCAGCUUCUCACUCAUCUGCUCCUACGUGUUCAUGCCUCUCUCCUUCAUGAUGGGUGUUUCCUUUGAGGACAGUUUCAUUGUUGCUGAACUGAUGGGCAUUAAGACAUUCCUUAAUGAGUUUGUGGCCUAUCAGAAGCUGUCAGAGUUGAUAAACCGGAGGAAGGCAGGGGGGCCAGAAUAUGUGAACAAUGUGAAACAAUACAUUUCUGUCCAUUCUGAAGCCAUUGCAACGUACGCUUUGUGUGGAUUUUCCAACUUUGCUUCACUGGGGAUGUCGAUUGGAGCGCUGUCUGCCAUGGCUCCAGACAGACGAUCUGAUAUCUCCAGCUGUGGCCUCAGAGCUCUGAUUGCAGGCAGCAUCUCUUGUUUCAUGACAGCUUGUAUCGCAGGUAUGUUGUACAUCCCUGAUUCUGAGUGCCCACAUUUGCUGAGUGUAGAGUUCAACAACACCAGCAUGACCAACAGCUCACAGAUGCACGCCUGCUGCACAGAACUAUAUAACAGUGUGACAGUGUAUGAGCCAUGGAACGUGACAACAGGGGACGGAUUCAGUCAGAGCAGUCUGCUGGGCUGCUGCACGCUCACGCCGUCUGAACGUUUCAACUGCAGCCUUAUGCUGUAAAUCACACACUCCAGUGCUACAGAGAUGUGCUGUUUACAGGUUAAAUCCUUUUUAGGGUGUUUUCCUUUUUUUAAGUUAAGUUUUCUUUCACACAAAAAAACGUAAAAAUGAAACAUGCCAAAAACGUCCUUUCACCCACACUUUUUGCAUUGUUUUAUAACAAUUUAAAAUAUAGUGGCUUUUUUGUCAUAAAUCCUUUUCUUACUUCUAUUACUAUAUAGUUUGAAAAUAAUACAUUUGCACUUUAAUAUUUCAAUUUUGUUUUACCUUUAUUUUGUUUCUACAUUGUAGCAAUCAUUAUGUAAACAAUCAUUUCAAACUGCUAUGAUGUGACUGAUAUUUUCUAUGUCUAAUGUGUCGUACAUGUGUUUCUAAAGCUUGUCAGUUUCUAAAUAGUGCAAAAAUUUCAUGGUACAAAAAACUAUAUCAGAGUAAUUUCCAGCACAAAAAUGAGAAAAACUUGCAAAACCUGUUUAAUUACACGCUUGACAGAGAGGAUCUAACCUCUAACAACUUGUUCCUGCCUUGCCUGGAGUGGUGAACUUUUCAGUAACGGCACACUGAUUAGCCACUAGAUGUCACUGGUGUCUUUUGGUUCCUGUUUAGCAACCUAAACGCUGAAUAUAACAGGUCAUUAUGGAGGCACACUGGUUCGACUGGCAGAUUGUCCAAGAAUCUUGCUCAUUACAGCUUUACUGAAUUGCUAAAGCACUAAAUCCCACUCUGAGAGGCACAUGGUCAUAUUUAUUUUCCUAAUGCUCUCUUAAUAAUACCUAUUUUCACAGUGAGAGACUUCCAAUGCCUUCCAAUUAAACAGAAGUAAAGCAACCAUCUCAGUACUCACACUCAGUUCCUCAAAACUGUUAAAACCAAUACCAUACAAUACAUAUAUGCCUUGUUCCCAAGCAACACUUUGUCCUAUUUGAGCA